UAUUACCCAUACUGUGCCGAAGACAUUUUGAAAUCCCGAGGCUCCUUUUCCCCAUCCUGGAGCCAAUUAUAAAGAUUGCUGCAGGCCUGACCCACCCUGACCAGACAGUAUAAACUCAGUUCAGAUGCCCUGGAGAAAUCAGUCAGAGGUUCCAGGUGCCCGGGAUCUGCAGGGUGAGAGAAGAAGUGAGCUAGAGGACCAGUUGCAGAGGCUGGCUGAUCACCGAGUCACUUCAAGUCCUGCUGAAUCAGAACCAUCAGCCCAGGAAGCACUGCUGAGUGAGCCUCCAGUGAGGACCAUCUCCCCUGAUUGCAAGAAUGUGCUCCCUCCCCAUGGCAAGAUACUACAUAGUCAAGGGUGCAGAUCAGAGGGCCCUAUACGUGAGAGAUGGCCAGCUCCUGGUGGGAGACCCCGAGGCGGACAGCUGCAGUGCAGGGGCCCAGGGAGGCAGUCGCUGCCUGGCGUGUGUGGAGACAGGAGAGGGGCCUUCCCUGCAGCUGGAGCUUCUAGGGCUGCCAUCUCCAUCCGCAGGCUUGCCUGCAGCUGCUGCCUUGCCCCUCAGGAUGUGAACAUUGAGGACCUGUACAAGGGUGGCGAGCAGACUACACGCUUCACCUUCUUCCAGAGGAGCUGGGGCUCGGCCUUCAGGCUCGAGGCUGCUGCCUGGCCUGGCUGGUUUCUCUGUGGCCCAGCUGAGCCCCAGCAGCUGGUACGACUCGCCAAGGAGAGUGAGCCCUCGGCCCACAUGGAGUUCUACUUUGAACAGAGUCUAUAGAGGAGGCGGGAAGCUGGGUUCCAGGCUGGUGGCCCCAAGCCAAGCUCAACCUGCUCAGGGCUAUGGCAGGUAGAAGAAUGGCCCCCAAAGAUGCCCACACCCCAACCCCCAGAAUCUUUUAUUCUUCAAGGAAGGCAAAAGGGACUUUGCAAAUGUGAUUAAGCUAAGAAUCUUGGGGUGGGGGAACCAUCCUGGAUUAUCUCAGUGGGCCCAGCUAACCGUUGGGGUCCCCAUAAGAGUUGAGAUACUGGAAGACUCCGUGCUGCUAAUUCUGAAGGUGGAAGAAGGGGGCUACAGCCAACAAACACAAGGAGUGUCUAGAAACUGGAAAAGGCUGGGGAAUAGAUUCUCCUCUGGAUGGUCGAGGAGAAACACAGGCCUGCUGACACCUUGAUUUCAGUCCAGUGAAAACCCAAGUCAGACAUCUGACCCCUGGAACUCAGGACAAUAAAUGUUUUAUUGUUUCAA
Molecule: messenger RNA, 1243 nt
Organism: Manis javanica (Malayan pangolin)
Lineage: Eukaryota; Metazoa; Chordata; Mammalia; Pholidota; Manidae
Product: interleukin 1 family member 10
Biological process (GO): inflammatory response to antigenic stimulus; cellular response to lipopolysaccharide; negative regulation of interleukin-1-mediated signaling pathway
Molecular function (GO): interleukin-1 receptor antagonist activity; interleukin-1 receptor binding; cytokine activity
Source: RefSeq, a predicted model, not a curated record